Messenger RNA from Cladophialophora bantiana CBS 173.52, 609 nucleotides. RefSeq lists its product as uncharacterized. The record is from RefSeq and is a predicted model, not a curated record. The transcript has 2 exons. The annotation marks the transcript as partial. NCBI's taxonomy places the organism in Eukaryota, Fungi, Ascomycota, Eurotiomycetes, Chaetothyriales, Herpotrichiellaceae.
AUGCAUCGAUUAUUCGGCGACGGACCGGUUAGGUUUCAUUCUCGCGAACAGGAGGAAGGUAUCCGGGCCGUGUUGAGGGCCGAAACUCCCGUGACUAUCGUACUCCCCACGGGUGGUGGGAAAACAUUACUGGCCAUGUUACCGAUCAUGCUUAAAGAGCGCGGGAGUAUGAUUAACUUUGCGCAGGAGAGUGAACGUGGUGGACGGGCCGGCGAGACCGUGAAUUCGCUGAUUCUCGUGACGCAACGAGCCGCCGAGAUUCGCUUACAGCGUCGCCAUCUCUCCGUCGAGGCCGAAGUAAUGGCGAGGUUCAUCCACGGCGCCACGUGCCGUCGAUAUAUCAUGAGCGAGUAUCUCGACGGACCCGUGCUAACGCGAUCAUACUUAGAUGACCCCGAAUGGAUACGCUGUGACCACUAUGACGAAGGCGAGCACGAGAUGCGUUUACGGACGCAACAGGACGAACGGGAGCGGCAGUUCGUAGAAGAGGCACUCGGCGAGAUGACGAUCGGUUAUACUUACUAUUGGCUCGCGAGUCGAGAGCGUGACCGGGCCGUCUACGGGCAUAGGACCCAAGAUUAUCCGUGGACUCAAUGGAACCGUUCCGAC